AUGGCGAUGGCGGCGGCGGUUUUGGAGGAGGCGAUGCGACGGGGUGCCGGGAGCGUCGGGGACGAUGACGUCGUCGCGCGCAGGGCAGAGGAGGCCGCAAUAAGAAGGCAUGAAGCAGCCAGUUGGUUGCGAAAAACGGUUGGGGUAGUGUGUGCAAAGGACCUGCCAGAAGAGCCCUCUGAGGAGGAAUUCCAGCUUGGACUCAGAAAUGGCAUUGUCCUCUGCAACGCACUGAACAAGGUCCAGCCAGGCGCCAUACCCAAGAUUGUCGGAGUCCCGUCAGAUGCCGCUGUCCCUGCAGAUGGCUCAGCCUUGUGUGCCUAUCAGUACUUUGAAAAUCUGCGAAACUUCCUUGUUGUUAUACAAGAUUUUGGCCUCCCAACAUUUGAGGUGUCUGAUUUGGAGAAGGGUGGCAAAAGUGUUCGAAUCGUGGACUGUAUUCUUGCUGUGAAGUCAUUCAGUGAAAGUAAGAAAACAGGGAGGCAAGCUGUAUGUAAAUAUGGUGGCAUUUCGAAGCCUUUGGCUUCCGGAAAUUAUUUCAUACUUAAGAAUUCUGAUGCUUUUAUGAAUAAGAAUGCGAGAAUCCACUCAGAAGAGACUACCCAGAAUGGUUUUCCAGGAGAGCAAAAGUUAUCUCCUGAUUGUUCUCCAGAAUCCUAUGAGAUGACUACUUCAGACUCCCUUAGCGUGGUUGUCCGCACAAUUCUCUUAGAUAAGAAACCAGAAGAUAUCCCAUUGAUUGUUGAAUCACUACUAAGCAAAGUUAUUCAGGAAUACGAACAUCGCUUUGCAAAUCAGAUCUUGAUGGAUGAAGAGAAGCAAAAUAUCUUGACUACAAAGGAGGAGGCCAAUUUUGCAGUAAAUGGUUGUAAUGCAGCUCAAAAGUUCCAACUAAAGGAAGAAAUAAAUUUUGAUCUACAGCACAAACAGAUCAAGGAGUUGAGAGGUACUGUUUCUUCUAUCAAGUCUGGCAUGGAACAACUGAAAUGGCACUACUCUGAGGAGUUCACUAAACUUGGGAAGCAUUUGUACACUCUAUCCAAUGCUGCUUCUGGAUACCAUAAAGUUCUUGAGGAAAAUCGCAAGUUAUACAACCAGAUACAGGAUCUUAAAGGAAAUAUUAGAGUUUAUUGUCGAGUCAGGCCUUUCCUUCCUGGGCAAAUAAGUUCCUUAAGCAGUGUUGCUGGAAUGGAAGAAAGAACCAUUACAAUAAUGACUCCUACAAAAUAUGGAAAAGAUGGAAGCAAAUCUUUCACUUUCAACAAAGUCUUUGGUCCAGCAGCCACUCAAGAUGGGGUCUUUUCAGAUAUGCAACCAUUGAUACGUUCAGUUCUUGAUGGUUUCAAUGUCUGCAUAUUUGCGUAUGGCCAAACAGGAUCUGGGAAGACUUAUACAAUGAGUGGACCUAAAGUUUUAACAGAGGAAAGCCUAGGUGUCAACUAUAGAGCAUUAAAUGACUUAUUUAAUCUCCAAGCACAGAGAAAGGGGACAAUAGAUUAUGAUAUUUCUGUACAGAUGAUCGAGAUAUACAACGAACAAAAAGGACUUGCAGUUCCAGAUGCAAGCAUGGUUCCUGUCACAUCUACGUCUGAUGUUGUUGAACUGAUGAAUCAAGGCCAAAAGAAUCGUGCAGUGGGUUCAACAGCCAUAAAUGACCGCAGUAGCCGUUCCCACAGUUGUUUGACUGUUCAUGUGCAAGGAAGAGAUUUGACAUCUGGGACAGGUUUAAGAGGUUGCAUGCAUCUGGUGGAUCUAGCAGGCAGUGAAAGGGUUGAUAAGUCUGAGGUUGUUGGAGAUAGACUAAAGGAGGCUCAGUACAUAAACAAGUCACUUUCAGCACUGGGAGAUGUGAUUGCAUCCCUUUCCCAAAAGAACACACAUGUACCUUACCGAAACAGCAAGCUUACCCAGCUCUUGCAAGAUUCACUAGGAGGACAAGCAAAAACGUUUAUGUUUGUUCACAUAAGCCCAGAACUUGACGCUGUUGGUGAGACGAUAAGCACAUUGAAAUUUGCUGAACGUGUUGCCUCUGUUGAGCUUUGUGCAGCAAAACCAAAUAAAGAAGGCAGCGAGAUUAGAGAGCUCAAAGAACAGAUUGCUUUCCUCAAGGCUGCAUUGGCUAAGAAGGAAGGAGAACCGGAGAACAUUCUAAGCACACAGUCAAGCCCAAGCAUAUACAGAAUUAGAAAAGGCAAUGCAACACCUGCAGCUUCUAAAGACCGGCAGCCAAUGGAAGAAGUUGGGAACCUAGAGGUCCAGAAUGUCUUCACUCCAGCUCAAAAGAGGUCAAAAAUGCAUUUGUCUGGCAUCCUCACUGAGAGCAACUCGUCUAACUCAGUUCAGAAUUGCAAUGGUCCUCAGAAGGAAAUAGGAUUAGGGGGUUGGGUUGACAAGAUGGCUCUUGGAGACAACCACUUUGAGAAUUCUAAUUCCAUCCUAGAGUUGGAGCCUGACACAGCACAGCUUCCAACUUCUUUCUAUCAAAUAUACAGUCCUGUUCAACAAAGCUGUAGGACUGAAUCAGUACCAUCGGUGGGUCUACACGGCUUUGAUUCUGCUACUAGCUGUUCCAACCAAGAGAUUGGGAUGUCAACCAUUGGACUAAAAGCUUCUCGUAUUGCCAAUAGAGGCGCCUCAACAAUAAAAAAGCCUGAAGCUACAUCAAUGAGGAGUUCAAAUCUAGCAAGCAAGUCUCCACUGUCACUGUCGCAGAAAAAACUGCAAACACCAACCAGGAACAGGAACCAGCUAACUUUGAGCAGCAUAGGUGGAAGAAGAACACCAAAUGGAAAAAUUGGCAUUGCAAAGUAA
This is a messenger RNA of Miscanthus lutarioriparius, 2811 nucleotides long. The record is from the annotation of a GenBank genome assembly. Lineage: Eukaryota; Viridiplantae; Streptophyta; Magnoliopsida; Poales; Poaceae.